This is a messenger RNA of Talpa occidentalis (Iberian mole), 3521 nucleotides long. RefSeq names its product microtubule associated monooxygenase, calponin and LIM domain containing 1 (gene MICAL1). Gene Ontology annotation, molecular function: protein binding; FAD binding. Bases 241 to 3432 code for a protein of 1063 amino acids. NCBI's taxonomy places the organism in Eukaryota, Metazoa, Chordata, Mammalia, Eulipotyphla, Talpidae. The transcript is spliced from 25 exons. The record is from RefSeq and is a predicted model, not a curated record.
UUCCAGACUGGGUGGCCCCUGUCCCCUGGGCUCAGAUCUUCCUUCUUCCACUUCCUCCACUUCCCCUCUGCCCUUCCUGCCUGUUCCUCCUCCCGGACAACGCUUGCCUCGUACAGGUGACCCGCAGAGGACAACCUUAGUCUCCUGCUUUGGGGCGACCCUCUGGAUUCCCGCCUGGAAUUGCAGGCAACCACGUGACUCAGACCAACUGCUCCCCACUUUGGGAGCUUCUGGGCCCUCAUGACCUCAUCCACGUCCUCCAACCCUGCACAUGCUCACUUUGAGAGCUUCCUCCAAGCCCAGCGCUGCCAGGAUGUGCUGAGCAGCUUCCAAGGACUAUGCAGUGCCCUGGGAGUAGAGCCCGGUGGGGGGCUGCCCCAGUUCCACAAGAUCAAGGCCCAGCUCAACUACUGGAGUGCCAAAUCACUGUGGGCCAAGCUGGACAAGAGAGCAGGCCAGCCUGUGUACCAGCAGGGCCGGGCCUGCGCCAACACCAAGUGCCUAGUGGUAGGUGCUGGACCUUGUGGUCUGCGGGCUGCUGUGGAGCUGGCGCUGCUGGGGGCCCGUGUGAUGCUGGUAGAAAAACGCACCAAGUUCUCUCGCCACAACGUCCUCCACCUUUGGCCCUUUACCAUCCAUGACCUUCGGGCACUUGGUGCAAAGAAAUUCUAUGGGCGCUUCUGCACAGGCACCCUGGACCACAUCAGCAUCCGGCAGCUUCAGUUGCUUUUGUUGAAGGUGGUUCUGCUGCUAGGGGUGGAAGUUCACUGGGGGGUCACUUUCACUGGGCUACAGCCCCCUCUUGAAAAAGGGAGUGGCUGGCGUGCUGAACUCCAGCCCAAUCCCCCAGCCCAACUGGCCAACUAUGAAUUUGAUGUCCUCAUCUCAGCAGCUGGUGGUAAAUUCGUCCCUAAAGGUUUUACUGUGCGAGAAAUGCGCGGUAAACUGGCCAUUGGCAUCACAGUCAACUUUGUCAACCAGCGCACUGUGGAAGAGACACAGGUGCCUGAGAUCAGCGGUGUGGCCAGGAUCUACAACCAGAGCUUCUUCCAGAGUCUGCUCAAAGCCACAGGCAUUGAUCUGGAGAACAUCGUGUACUAUAAGGACGAUACCCACUACUUCGUGAUGACAGCCAAGAAACAGUGCCUGCUGCGACUGGGGGUGCUGCGUCAGGACUGGCCAGAGACUGACCGGCUCCUGAGCAGCACCAACGUGGUACCUGAGGCUCUGCAACAGUUCGUCCGGGCAGCUGCUGACUUCGCCACCCAGGGCAAGCUGGGGAAGCUGGAAUUUGCCCAGGAUGCCCACGGACAGCCUGACAUCUCUGCCUUUGACUUCACAAGUAUGAUGCGAGCAGAGAGCUCAGCUCGAGUGCAGGAGAAGCAUGGUGCCCGCCUGCUGCUGGGGCUCGUGGGGGACUGCCUGGUGGAGCCCUUCUGGCCCCUGGGCACUGGAGUGGCCCGGGGCUUCUUGGCAGCCUUCGAUGCAGCAUGGAUGGUGAAGCGGUGGGCAGAGGGCACAGGGCCCCUAGAGGUGUUGGCAGAGCGCGAGAGCCUGUAUCAGCUGCUGUCACAGACAUCCCCAGAUAACAUGCACCGCAACGUGGCCCAGUACGGGCUGGACCCAGCCACCCGCUACCCCAAACUGAAUCUCCGGGCUGUGACCCCUAAUCAGGUACGAGACCUCUAUGACGUAAUGGCCAAGGAGCCUGUGUGCUGGCAGAAUGACAAGACAGACACAGGAACGCCGGCCACAGGGUUGACAAGCACCCAGGAGGAGCUGUUACGCUGGUGCCAGGAGCAGACGGCUGGGUUCCCGGGGGUCCAUGUCACCGACCUGUCUUCUUCCUGGGCUGACGGGCUGGCUCUGUGUGCCCUGGUGCACCGGCUGCGGCCCUGCCUACUGGAACCAUCAGACCUGCAGGGGAUGGGUGCUCUGGAAGCAACUUCUUGGGCACUGAAGAUGGCAGAGCACGAGCUGGGUAUCACACCAGUGUUGUCUGCACAGGCAGUGGUGGCAGGGAGUGACCCUCUGGGCCUCAUCGCAUACCUCAGCUACUUCCACAAUGCCUUCAAGAAUACACCUCAAAAUCCAGGCCCUGUCAGCCAAGACUCCCCAGUUACUGCCAGUGCUGUGCUGUUCCUUGGCAAACUGCAGAGGACUCUGCAACGUACCCGGGCCAAGGAAAAUGGGGAGGAUGCUGGUGGCAAGAAGCCUCGCAUGGAGGAAAAGGCUGAGACCCCAAGUACUGAAGAGCCACCUGUCCCAGAGUCCAGUCUACCCCUGACACCCCCAUCCCUCCAGGAGGAGGCUGAUGCUGGAGACCUGUGUGCACUUUGUGGGGAACACCUCUAUGUUUUGGAACGCCUCUGUGCCGAUGGCCGUUUCUUCCACCGGAGCUGCUUCCGCUGCCAUGUCUGUGAGGCCACACUGUGGCCAAGUGACUAUGGGCAGCACCCAGGAGAUGGACAUUUCUACUGCCUCCAGCACCUGCCCCAACCAGAAAGCGACAGCAACAAAAGCCCCGAGAGUCAGGAGCUUCCCACACUGGUUGAGAACAGCAUGCCACCAAGCCCCUCCAGUCCCAUGGCCCCCCAGGAGGGAGCCAGUCCUGUACCAAGCCCCAGUCAGCCUACCCGUCGGCUGAUCCGUCUCUCCAGCCCGGAACGCCGUCAGCUAUCCUCCCUUAACCUUACUCCUGGCCCAGAAAUGGAACCUCCACCCAAGCCUCCCCGCAGCCUCCUAACUGAGGCCAAGCAGGCCCUGGAGGACAGCUUUGUGGGUUGGGGAAUGCCAAUCCAGACACCUCAAGUUCUUGAGACCAUGGAGAUGGAGGAAGAGAAUCCCUCCUCCAGUGAAGAGGAAGAGGAAGAGGCGAUUGUGGACUUAGCCAUGGAGCAGACCCUGUUAACCUUGGCGAAGAAUCCAAGCAACAUGAGCAACUAUCCAACGUGGAAUCGGACCCUGCUACGCCGUGCUAAGGAGGAGAUGAUGAAGCGGUUUUGCCAGGCCCAGGCCAUCCAGCGGCGCCAAAAUGAGAUUGAGGCUGCUCUGAAGGAGCUGGAGGCUGAGGGCGUGAAACUGGAGCUGAACUUGAGGCGCCAGAGCAGUUCUCCAGAACAGCAAAAGAAUCUAUGGGUAGAACAGCUGCUGAAGCUUGUUGAGAAGAAAAACAGCCUGGUGAAUGAGGAGGCUGAGCUCAUGAUCAGGGCAAAGGAGCUGAACCUGGAGGACAAACAAUGGCACCUGGACCAGGAGCUACGAGGCUACCUGAACCAGGAUGAAAACCUAAAAUCAGAUGAUGAUCGACGGAAAGAGAAAAACAUCCUAAAGAAACUGGUGGACGUGGUGAAUGAGCGAGAUGCCCUCAUCCGCUUACAGGAACAGCGCAGGCUCAGCGAGCUGGCCUUGGGGUCAGAGGCCCAGGCCUAGAAGAGGACAGGCUGCUGACCUCCUUUCCUACAAGACCAUGUCAUCCUAGGAAAGGAUAGUUCAUUUUAUAAUAAAAAUAUAAAAACAAA